Molecule: messenger RNA, 3748 nt
Organism: Amphibalanus amphitrite
Lineage: Eukaryota; Metazoa; Arthropoda; Thecostraca; Balanomorpha; Balanidae
Product: protocadherin Fat 3-like
Exons: 19
Coding region: 227-2785 (852 amino acids)
Biological process (GO): homophilic cell-cell adhesion
Cellular component (GO): plasma membrane
Molecular function (GO): calcium ion binding
Source: RefSeq, a predicted model, not a curated record
CCGACGGCCGACCCGCAGUGUACCCGGCGACACAGACCAGCGCGCCGCGCUGGGAAGGCCGAGCCGUCGAGCGUGGCGCGUGCCCCGAGCGAGGGUGGCUCCUCCACGCGAUCAGCCGAGCUCGACAGUGCUGCGUCGGCAGGCGUCAGGGAGGGUGGCGCAGAGGCGAUACUGGCGGCGAUUGUGGCGAGGAGGGGUGACGCGUCACGAUUGUGAUGGAGUUGUGAUGGGGGUGAUGGAGAGAGGGACCUCGUGCUCGGGACGGAUGUGUGCGAUGGGGCUGAUGGGAAGGGAUAGGAAGAGACGGACCUUGAGCCGGUGUUGGACUCAGAAGGCACAGCUGUGUCCCAAUGUGCGGUGGCUUGGACUGCUGGGAUUCGUAGUCACAAUGCUUCCCGGAGCUUUCAGUCAAGAUUCAAGGUGUUAUUUACCAGAGUCUAGUUCGGUGGCCACAUUUUUCGUCCCUGAAGACCUGCCCGUCGGAGCCGUUAUAGGUUCUCUGCAGGUGCAGGGUGACCCGUCGGAGCGCGGUGACAUCCGACUCAGUCUGGACAGACAGGACUACCCAGUCACCAUCCAGCCCGGCACGUCCAACAUUACACUGACCAGCGCACUAGACAGAGAGGGUCGGGACGGGCCGUCAUCUGUGGCAGUCAGCGUGAUCUGCGAGAGGAAGGGCACCACAGACCCGAGUAUCGUCAUUCCGGUCAAUAUUCGAGUUCAAGAUGUCAAUGAUAACGCGCCCAGGUUCAUCGGAGACCCGUACACAUUGAACAUAUCCGAGGUAACCGUUCCGGGCACGGUGGUUCUUCAGGGCAUCAAAGCCGUGGAUGCCGAUCAGCAGGGUCCCUUCUCUACCGUCCACUACUCCGUCAUCGAGGGAAACUACGCCGAGUAUAUUGACUUUGCGAAUGGAUUGGACGGUACCCUGCGACUGAAGCAGCAGCUCGACUUCGAGACUGUACAGCAGUUCCGACUCACCCUGCGUGCUGAGGACCAGGGCGACCCAGUCCGGUCCACGGAGGCCAUUCUGACGGUGAACGUGAUCGACGCGGACGACCAGAACCCGCGCUUUUUCGACGACCGCUACGUCACCACGCUGCCCACAGAGCCUCGCCAGGGUGACGUGCUGACACUUCGACCACGGCGCCUGCGGGCAUUUGACCAGGACAUUGGGAUCAAUGCGCCGGUCACAUACGCUUUCACAUCAGAUGGCGCCGACUCGCAUUAUUUCGCCAUUGAUCGAGAGUCCGGAGAGAUCUCGAUCGCCGAGACCAUCCCAGACUCGGAGCUGCUCCAGCCCAUCACACUUGUUGUCAAGGCGACCCAGGUGGACAACGCCGACCGGUAUGCGCUGACGACGCUCACCGUUCGCCGCGAGGGGGUGUUCACCGAAGAUCUUCAAUUCGUGCAGGCCAACUACGUGGCUAGCGUGCUGGAGAACCGACGCGUCGGAUCGGUCAUCCUGACAGUCAUCACCAACCGGCUCAGCGACCCGAGUGUGCGGUACUACAUGCCCGAGCAGCCGAGCCAGUUCAAGAUCCAGCGGAACGGCGAGGUGGUUCUCGUGGAGCCGCUCGACUACGAGACGCAGGACCGGCUCAACUUCUCCGUGGUGGCCACCAACGGACGACAGACGGAUACUGCAAACAUCUCCAUAAUCGUGCUGAACGUCAACGACUGGGACCCUCGCUUCCGCUACCCGAGUUUCGACUUCGCGGCCUCGCCGAGCGCCCGACCCGGUGACGUGGUGGGUCGUCUGACGGUGUAUGACGGAGACCGCGGCGACCGCGUCUCGCUCGGACUGAUGGGACAGGAUGCCAGGGGUUUCUCGGUGACCAAAGAGGGUGACCUGGUGAUCCGCGAUGUCAGCGUCCUCAACUCGUCCGUGGCACACCUGGUGGCGGUGGCCAGAGACAGCGGAGUGCCUCCGCGACGGUCUUCUGUACCGGUGACGGUUCGUUUCCCACAAGAGCUACUCGGACCCAGCACCCGGGCUGAGAGCUCACUACUGCUGAUGAUCAUAUUCGGAGUGCUGCUCGGAGUCCUGAUUCUGGUCAUCGUCACACUCGCUCUCUACAUCUGCAAAUAUAAGAAGGAUCGUGCGCGGAACCGUCGCACCUCGCCCGCGCUGGGGACCAAGGUGGCCAGCUACGUCAACAACUCGAUCCCGCACGAGAAGCUGGACGGCGGCGGCAGCGGCAGCGGGCCGGACUCACCGCGCUCCUCGCACAUCGGAUCGAACCUGGUGGUCGACCUCGACACCGUCAACCUCGACAGAUCGCUGGGCGGCACCGCCACCCUCUCCCGAAGCAGUCGCCGUUUCUCCAGAGGAGCCUCCGCCAACGGCAGUCUGCGCAAUCCUCUGGCGACGGGAGCUGACCUCGGCACGGCCACCCUGGCGCGCCAGGCGGCCGCCGUCCGCGGCUCGCAGAGGUCACUGCAGUCCAACGCCAGCUCGACCUUCCGACCGGGAGGAUCAGUCUCCGGCUGGCCAGACGGCAGUAUACCCAAACGGGUCAAGAAGCUCAGCUGGGAGGAUGAACAGAAUCGGUCACUGCGGUCGGUGAAGUAUCCUGACGGCCACGUUAAGACUCCGCUGGAGCCGAUCAUUCAGGAGGGCUCCUCAGGAGGGGGACAGGAUUACCAGGAGAUCACUCUGCCCGGCCGCCUGCCGCUGAGCCACGAGAGCAAGACGGAGCUGGAUCCUGACGUUAGCGUUACACCGCUACCCAACACACCGUCAGUGGAGAUGGAGCAAAGCCCUGUGGCCGUCUACUUCUAACUAAGGCCGUCUAGUUCAACUACAGCCACGGACAGUGUGCUAUGGUGACACCCCACUCCGUGAGGGGUGGCAAGGACAAAUACCUCAUGGAGUAGCACAACUCUGGAGGCGACAGUGGAACGGUCAACCUGUGCAGUGAUUGAGUGGAGCCGACGUCAGAUGAACUUAUAGGCGGGAUCUCCGCCAAUCAGUGCACAGUUCGUAACUGGUGCGACCAAUAAACGUUCAGUGUGUGAGAUAUGCCAAUAGGCGCGCAGAGAGUGGUCAGUUCACCAGUGAGAACAUUCCGAAGAGCUAAUUCUUGUUAUACAGUGAAUUUAGCUGGUUAAAUGUAAAUGUGAACAUGUUUCGGUGAGGCUGGCCUGUGUAUGUAUAUUUAUUGAGGACGAAUGAGAUGAAUGCCGGUAGUUGCACAAUGAUGUGACGUUAUUGUAAAUAGGCACCUAUAUGUUGCCUAUUGACUUGGUCCGUCCUUCACCACCAUGUGAAGGACGGACCAAGUAUGAAAGCAAUGUUGUAUCGGUGCACAGAGUCUGUUACAUUUUCGACACCCUGAAUGUUGAGCGUAAUGUUAUUGUGGAGUCAAGCCAGUCUCCCAUUAUUGGUAUUUGAGAUGUUUCUGGAUGGUCAAAAGGCGGCAUAUGUAUCAAUUUAUUGACACUGUCCGCCAAAGGUUCCUCACUCCUUCUUACUAGCCUCUUCCGUUUCUUGUGUACAAACUACAAACAUGUCGACUUUUCCAACGAAUGAUUGAUAUUCCGGUUCGAAAGAUUUGCAUGUCGUGUAAACUGACGUCAAUGAUGUAACUCACGGCUUCCAGACUCGCAGUCUCUAGUGUUUCAGCUGACAGUUUGAUCGGGUCGGCAUCAGGCGUGCUGAAAAUUGUGUAUUUUUGUAAAUUGUUCUGGAGACGCAUGUGGUCUAUUUGUUACCUUUUUAAAUAAAUGUAUACGGUAUAAAGAA